Vicia villosa (hairy vetch) is the source of this 786-nucleotide messenger RNA. Its product is annotated as copper transporter 6-like. Gene Ontology annotation, biological process: intracellular copper ion homeostasis; copper ion transmembrane transport. Lineage: Eukaryota; Viridiplantae; Streptophyta; Magnoliopsida; Fabales; Fabaceae. The transcript has a single exon. Gene Ontology annotation, molecular function: copper ion transmembrane transporter activity. Bases 90 to 545 code for a protein of 151 amino acids. The record is from RefSeq and is a predicted model, not a curated record. Gene Ontology annotation, cellular component: plasma membrane.
UCACUUCAUUAUAAAAUGUAAUUUUCCAACAAGAAAUAUACACCCUUCCAAAUCUCAAACAAAUCUCUUCAUCACUAUCAUUCCUUGUUAUGGCCAUGGCCAUGCCUAUGCCUCCAGGUCAAAACAUGCCUCCAUCAAAUGGCACAACCAACAUGAUGAUGAUGAUGAACAUGCAAAUGAGUUUCUACUGGGGCAGAAAAGCCACAGUGCUUUUCUCUGGAUGGCCUAAUAACAACCUUGGAAUGUACAUCUUAGCUCUUUUGUUUGUGUUCUUUCUAGCUAUGGCUGCCGAGGUUUUGUCUAACCAACCUCCGAUUAAACGUGGGACUAAUCCUCUUCUUGGAGGGUUGAUUCAGUCUUCUGUUCACUUCUUUCGAAUUGUUUUCGUUUACUUGCUCAUGCUUGCGGUCAUGUCCUUCAAUAUUGGAAUCUUUAUUGCUGUUGUUGUUGGUCAUACGUUGGGAUUCUUAGUUGCGCGGUCGCGUGCUAUUGCUGUUGCUAAUGGAGAAGAUCAACGUUCAUCUUCUGUCACACUUAAAAUUUGAAUUAUUGUGUACUCCAUGCUACACCCUCUCGUGUUAUAUAUGAGUGAAAAAUCAUGUCAAAUAUAUGUUUGAGUUUUAGCUUAUAUUUUGUUGCAUGGUUUUCUCAAAGGUUUUCACUUAUGUAUUAUAGAGUGGUAAGUAAUUAAGCUUUCUUUAGCAUGAUGUGUUAAAAUAUUUCUACCUUGUUUAUGUAAAGGUUGGACAUGCAAUAGUAGAUUGCUCUUUAUUAUUACUACAAACA